AAAUAUAUAACGGCACUAUUUAAUAGAAUUAGCCUCUCUAAGGGUCACGCAGCUGACGGUGGGGUAGACCACGAAAGCUUCUUCCGGAAGCAGAGUUACUCACGCCUCGUUCGCGAAGACAUCGACCACGUUUGCAUUCCGUCAAAAGUUACGGGCCUGCCUUAUUAAUCUAUUUUUUAUCUCUGUACAUCUACAAUACCCCCGAGGUUGAAAAACACAGAUUGACAUAAAUUGUUACAAUAACUGCACUACUUCUACUAUGGAGAUAGAUCUGGAUUGAACAUCAUGCGCAUUCUAAAGAAAGCCCGCUUCCGCUAUCGUUUCUCGAGAUGCAGCUUUUCGAGACUCAGAGACCCCGUGUGUACGUUGACACACUCGAAGUUGUUGACGAGGACGGGC
Amoebophrya sp. A25 is the source of this 399-nucleotide messenger RNA. NCBI's taxonomy places the organism in Eukaryota, Dinophyceae, Syndiniales, Amoebophryaceae. The record is from the annotation of a GenBank genome assembly.